Haemonchus placei is the source of this 282-nucleotide messenger RNA. The record is from the annotation of a GenBank genome assembly. Lineage: Eukaryota; Metazoa; Nematoda; Chromadorea; Rhabditida; Trichostrongylidae.
AUGGAUCAUUCCGUGGAAGGACAUUAUGCAGUGCGUCGUCAAAAAUACAGAUCUCUUCCUUCUGACACGAUCUCAGGACGACUACGAAGGGACGCGGAUGUCUAUUUUGUGAGAGAUCUUGCCGAGGAGACUGUGCGCGAGAGGCCUGCAUUAAAACUUCGAGUCAUAGAUUUGCUACCGCGGCCUGCACCUGCGAUUGCAUCCUUAUCGCAGAACACCGGAAGCGGAACAGCGGUUCAUACAGGCAGCGAUAGGGGACCAGCGUGGUCAGCAUCGGAAUGA